Messenger RNA from Ruditapes philippinarum (Manila clam), 825 nucleotides. RefSeq lists its product as uncharacterized. The record is from RefSeq and is a predicted model, not a curated record. The transcript has a single exon. Bases 1 to 825 code for a protein of 274 amino acids. Lineage: Eukaryota; Metazoa; Mollusca; Bivalvia; Venerida; Veneridae.
AUGACUGCACACACAUCCGGCAAGAAUGGGCACACUUCCAGCAAGACUUCAUACACAUCCAGCCAGAAUGGGCACAUUUCAAGCAAGACUGAACACACAUUCCGCCAGAGUUGGUACAUUUCCAGCAAGACUGCACACACAUUCCGCCAGAAUGGGCACACUUCCAGCAAGACUUCAUACACAUCCGACCAGAAUGGGCACUCUUCCAGCAAGACUAAAUACACAUUCCGCAAGAAUUUGCACACUUCCAGCAAGACUGCACACACAUUCCGCCAAAAUGGACACACUUCCAGCAUGACUGCACACACAUUCCACCAUAAUGGACACACUUCCAGCAAGACUGCAAACACAUUCCUCCAGAAUGAGCACACUUCCAGCAAGACUGCAUACACAUCCGACCAGAAUAGGCACUCUUCCAGCAAGUCUGAACACACAUUCCGCAAGAAUGGGCACACUUCUAGCAAGACUGCACACACAUUCCGCCAAAAUGGACACACUUCCAGCAAGACUGCACACACAUUCCGCCAGAAUGGGCACACUCCAAACAAGACUUCAUACACAUCCGACAAGAAUGGGCACUCUUCCAGCAAGACUAAACACACAUUCCGCAAGAAUGGGCACACUUCCAGCAAGACUGCACACACAUUCCGCCAUAAUGACACACUUCCAGAAAGACUGCAUACACAUUCCGUCAGAAUGGGCACACUUCCAGCAAGACUUCACACACAUUCCGCCAUAAUGGACACACUUCCAGCAAGACUGCACACACAUUCCACCAGAGUGGGCGUAUUUCAAGCAAGACUGCGCACACACAUUCCGCUAUAA